Molecule: messenger RNA, 881 nt
Organism: Pomacea canaliculata
Lineage: Eukaryota; Metazoa; Mollusca; Gastropoda; Architaenioglossa; Ampullariidae
Product: 39S ribosomal protein L47, mitochondrial-like
Exons: 4
Coding region: 55-771 (238 amino acids)
Biological process (GO): mitochondrial translation
Cellular component (GO): mitochondrial large ribosomal subunit; mitochondrial ribosome
Molecular function (GO): structural constituent of ribosome
Source: RefSeq, a predicted model, not a curated record
UUCAUGUCGCUUUCAGAUUCCAAACCACAAGGACAUUUCAGUUUAUGAUAAAGCAUGGCUGGUUCCAUAAAGACAUUUUGGGGAAAACUACCCCAGUUCAUGUCUAGAAUACACAAUCUGCUGGCACCAUCUAGUAGUAACCUUCUACAUCAGGCUUUCUUCAAAAUUGACCAAAGGUUGACAUCGUCGGCCCUGUUUCACACAAGCGGACAAAAUCAUGGUUUGAUGGAGUUCUUUGAUGACAAAAAGAACUGGGGAGAGACAGUGGUAAAAACAGGCAGACCAUGGCGUCUUGAAGAGCUUCGAAUUAAGAGCAACAGCGAUCUCCAUAAACUGUGGUAUGUGCUUCUCAAAGAACGGAAUAUGCUUCUUACAAUGGAGCAUGAAUACAAGCGACAGUCAGAAUUGUUUCCAAACCCUGAACGCAUUGAAAAGGUAGAGGAAAGUAUGGAAAACAUCAUGCAAGUUGUGAAGGAGCGAGAUGAAGCAUACAACAUGCUCGAAACAGGAAAAACAGGAGAGCCAGAAAUACGUCAUGUCCGCAACUUUUUGGGGCUCAAACGCUACCGCCGUAGUGUGGAGCACCUUCUGCCUCCGUUUAUGAAUAAGAGAUAUUGUUUACUGCACCCUAAAUACAACCCCAAAUUACGCAAGUAUAUUGCUUUAUACUAUGAAAAGAUGCGCAUAAGCAAGGAAAAGUUUGAGAAGAGAGAGAAAAUUCGACGUAUGAAGCUUCUCGAAGAAUUUCCACAUCUUGAAGGCAAGAUUUAAACAGUGAACUCUUUGUAUGAGAUGUGUGUGUGUCAUAUUAUAUUGAAUGUAAGUGGUAGUGUUUUGACAAUUUGAUGGCAAUGCUGGAUGCAAUUAAAAAACAAAAUAAC